Molecule: messenger RNA, 2370 nt
Organism: Chenopodium quinoa (quinoa)
Lineage: Eukaryota; Viridiplantae; Streptophyta; Magnoliopsida; Caryophyllales; Amaranthaceae
Exons: 7
Coding region: 1-1317 (438 amino acids)
Source: RefSeq, a predicted model, not a curated record
AUGAACGCUCCUUACAAGCUUAGAGUGGCAGCAAAUGAGGCUAAGAGGCAACAAGAAGCAGCUAAGAGUAUGAAGCGAGAAAACUUGAAGAAGAAAGAAAUGGAGUUAGGGAAUUAUAGAAUGAGUUCAAAAAAGUAUUUCUCUUGUUCCAAUUUGUAUGUAGCUGGCUUAUCUAUCAGGAGUGCACAGCCACAAUUAGGUUGGGUUUCUGGUGUAUCUUUGGCAAGUAUCUCCUUGAUUGAUAUGCUUGGUGUUGCUUUCCUUGUUUAUUCCAAUCAAGCCGUUUUGCAUAUUCUUGCUGAUUUAUUGAUCUUGGACUGGUGCCCUAAGUACAAUGGGUCGUGUGGCAACUUCCUCGAUAACUGUGAAAGGCGGUUUAUUUCUUUCUUUGCUAUUUAUUGGGUGUGCAGGCUCUUGUCUAAUUACUUCAUUGCUUUGCCCCAAUUUCAAUUUUCAUCAGUGAGUAAAUUGAAGCAGCGUUCCCAGUCUUCGUCCCUGAUAGACAAGUUGUACGAGUUGAGUGCAGACGAGAGAUCCUUCAUCAAAUUGACGCAGCCAGAAGCGGUUAUCCAGAUCAAGUCAUUGGACAAUUCUGAUUCUGAGCAGAAAGUUGCCCCAGCUAUGUCUCAAGAUACUUCGAGAUCACUAAGGUCUCAUGACCUUCUUAGCUCGUCUUCUAUCUUAGGUCGCCUUAAGUCUCGUUCUUCUCCUCAAACUUCUUGGAAUGUUCCCAUUAAAAUGGUUGUUCCAAAGGGUGGUCCUCCUCCACCUCCGCCUCGCACUAAUCUCAAGAGGAAACUGGAGAUGCCUAUUGAUGUUGACGAUGUUGACUUCUCUUUUGAUUCCUUGGCUCCACAUGUGGACACUCUGUUGUUUCCAUCCUUCAAGGAUCGUCAGUCCUCGCAGACCUUUGCUGACCUCUCUCAAGAGGCUGCUGUGCAGUCCUUCCAUAGCCUUCAGUCUUGCCUGGGUGUACUGGGUAAGGUGUCAAAGUUUACUCGGGUGUAUGAGGCUAUGAAGAAGGAACGUGAUGCCCUUUCUGGCAAAUCCAAGGCUGCUACAGAUGCUCUGAAGGCUGAACGGACUAAGCAUAGGGAGUGUAUUGCUGAACGUGAUGGGCUGAAAGGAACCUUGAAGGAGGAUGCGAAUGAGGCUGUUGAUGCUGCGACAUACUACUUUGGGAAGGCACGUCUUGAAAUGAUGGAGGAGUUUCAGCAAGGAAAGCACGAAGCUUGGGAUUAUGAUGCUGACAAGCUAAGGCUGCCUUUGAGAAAGCAUUUCCUGAAGGGAUUGCUGCUCCUGGCUCAUUGCUGCUGAGUUUUGCUGACGAGGAAGUGAACUCUCCUCAUAACGAUGAAGUUAAGGAUGCCCCAAAGAGUAUGAAGCCUGUUGUGGAGGAGGUGGUCCCUGCUGACAAUAUGGGGGAGAAUUAGUUUCAGUGGUGUUGUGUCACCUUUAAAAAAAAUUUGUUCACUUUGAAGGAUGUUUAUUUUUACUGGCUUAGUGCAGUUGGAUAAUUUUAUUUUGUCUUUGUGCUACACUUUUGUAGUUGGAUAAUUUGUCUGUUUUGUUGCUUUGCAACUAAGUAAUUCUGUCUCUUUUGCUAUGUUGAUCUGUAUUUAUGUUUCUUACUGUAUCAUUGUCGUAUUACAGUCGUACUGCUGUUGUAUUACAGUUGUAUUACAAUUGUAAUAUGAAUAUAGUGUUGCUUACAUGUGUUUGCUUGUUAUGCAGGGAUGAUUAACCAUUUCUCUGUGAUGACCUGUUGCGCUCUUGCCUAGUAGUGUAGGUGUUGUUCCUUGCAAAACAGAAUAAUGUGAGGGGUGGCUGUGGGUUUCCCCAACGGCCCUCCGAUGCCAAAGUCAGUACUCGUAAUGAUCAUAAAUUGAAUUGACAAAGUGUGAGUAGAGAGGAGUACCUUUCGUGCUGAUUUGGCUGUUGGAGAUUUUUGUGUUUUUUCUGUUUUUCUUCUUUCUUUUUUUCGGUUUUUUGCUUUUUUCUGUUUUUUUGUGUUUUUUUUUUUGUAAAAAGAGACAAUAUUGAAAUGAUAACUACGUACCUUCGCUCCCCAUAAAUGAUAUAGCUUUAACUGCGCUGCAUUCCAGCUUCGUUGUACCUCUUUUCCUUCUGCAUUUCCGAGUCUGUAGGCUCCAUUACCUACCACCUUAGUGAUCUCGUAAGGUCAUUCCCAGUUGGGUGCUAAUUUCCCUGCAUUUACUUCCUUGGUAUUUUCGUAUACCUUUCUGAGAACCCAAUCUCCCAGCUUGAAGACUUUUGUUCUGACAUUCUUGUUGAAGGAUCUUGCUACUUCUUGCUGAUAUGCUGCCAUUCUCAUUUGUCGUCUUCUCUAAGUUCUUUGAUGUAUCCAUU